Arabidopsis lyrata subsp. lyrata is the source of this 1402-nucleotide messenger RNA. RefSeq lists its product as uncharacterized. The record is from RefSeq and is a predicted model, not a curated record. NCBI's taxonomy places the organism in Eukaryota, Viridiplantae, Streptophyta, Magnoliopsida, Brassicales, Brassicaceae. The transcript has a single exon. Bases 244 to 1131 code for a protein of 295 amino acids.
GCCUUUUGAGUCUAAAUUACAUGGUCCUUUCGUCUUCCUCAUGGGAAAAUGUUUUUUCGUAUCCCUCCUGGGAAACUGAAGCAGCGUGUUUAUUAUGGGGCAGUAACUGAAUAGUCUAUUUUUUCUCUUUUCACACACUCACGUCAGUUCAGUUCCAAUAAUAUAUAAAUAUCUUCCCAUUUUACAUGUUAUAAACAACAAUAUAUUUGACAAAAAAAAAAAAAAAACAAUAUAUUUGACAACAUGGCUUCUGGACAUCGUCAACAAAACAAGUUAGAUGCCAAAUUCAAAGCUAUGUUUGAAACCGAAGACGAGAAGUUCCAGAAGCUUCUUGAAUGCUUAGAGCCUCUAAGCGAGAACCAGGUACAAGUUGACAGCUUAACUCUAUCCGAUUUGAACAGUAUCUUUUUAACUGCAUGCCAAAUGGUUAAACAUGUCCAAGUCCUCACCAAAAUUCCUUUUAAAGAUGUACGCGAUAGCGUGUUAGCCAAGGCAAACUCAUUAGGGAUUUGUCCUCCAAGUCACGAAAUGAAUCUUCGUCACAUUUACGAAGUUUGUAAAUGGAUGAAAACCGAAGCCGGUAUUGAAGCCGUUGUGGAAGUGCAACGCAGCGAGAAGCUAAAGAGGCGAGCCUCAGUAAAAGGGAGGACGGUUGCUGAAUCGGCUAUGAUCAGAGCGUUUAACGCUCAGUUUGCUGAGUAUAGCUCUGAGCUAAAGAAAGCUCGUGCGGCUUUGGAGAAAGAGAGUGAUACUGGUGUUCGUAUCCGAGACAAGUACUGGCCAGUUUCUACAUUCGAUGUAGCCAUCAAUAUUAUUCAUGAAGAGUCAGUUCUUGAUUUUUGUAGAAAAGAGGAAGUGAAAUGUGGUUUAUACAAGUAUGUUGAAGGAUUGAUUGAACGUAAAACGGUGAGUUUUGCUUUACGUGAAGCCGAUAAUCUUCGGGCUGUUCUCAAGGAAAUGGAAAGUUUUGAAGUUCCAGUUUCGUCCAUGGAUGGAAAUUGUCUUGUUAGUGAUAAGAGCAAAGAUAUUGGAUCGGUGCUUGGUCAUGGUGGAGAAUCAUCGUCUAAGAGAGAGAGACGUCUUACUUGUACGAAGAAAGAUAUUGGACCGGUGCUUGGUCAUGGUAGAUAAACAUCUCUAAGAGGAAGAGGUCUUACUCGUAACCCGUAAGAAGUAGAUUUGACUCAUUAAUGGGAUUAUGUGAAAUGAUCAAAAUUAUAAAAUAUGUUUUUUUGUUUCUUUAGUCUUUUUUUGUAACGUUUUUUCUAUUUGUUGUACGGGUCACUAUUAAAGUUUAAUCUACUGUUUAAUACAAAAAUUAAAAUGUGUUUCUAAACGCUCAAACUAGAAGGUCUCCACUUGAUCGGAUCAUGUUGAUCAAGUUUUGAAAUUUCAUUUUAUA